Arctia plantaginis is the source of this 2214-nucleotide messenger RNA. The record is from the annotation of a GenBank genome assembly. Lineage: Eukaryota; Metazoa; Arthropoda; Insecta; Lepidoptera; Erebidae.
AUGGAAGAUAAUGGCAAAAAUAACGUUGAAAAUCUUAAGAGACGACAUUUUUCUAAACUACAUGAAAGAAUUCAAAACAAGUACAUGGAAAUGCAACGAAAACUUGAAAAAUCAAAAUCAGUCGACUCGUUAUGUACGAUUAAUGAUGAUUACGUUUUUAUGGAAAAUAAAUAUGCGAGUAAUACUGACAUAAGCGAUAUUGAUGAUAUAAUGAGUGGCAAUUUUAACCAGAAGUGUGUUAAACAAAAUGUUAUUUUGGAAGAAGUAAAAAUCAAUGAAGCAAAUUUACAAUCUGUGAAUGCAGAGCAAGUGAAUAUUGCGGAAUCUGAUGCAGUGGCUUAUGAAAGCAAUAAAAAUGAAAAUGAAUCUAUUACAAACAAGUUUUUUGGGGACGAUUUUAGUGCAAUGAGUCUUGAAUCAUUAAAUGAAGGGGCCAGAGAAAGCGAUGAAUACCAAACCUCUCCCGCUCCUACGCCUACUCCUACUCCUACUCCUCCCCCAACAAAUUCAAUACGUAACAGAAUCGAAUCGCGAAUAUCAGCUGUUAAGGUCAGACGUCGAGAAAAAGAAAAGAAACACAAGGACGAGAAGAAAAAAGCCAGAGAAAAAGUCGAUAAGUUUAUUUUUAGUAACAAGAAAGAAGAAUUUCCUAAACAAUUUAAAAAAGAAAAAAUUGCAACUGUAAGCAUCGCUGUUAUAGAAGCUACAGGAUUCGAAACAGACGCAUUAGAAGAAAAACCAUCUCGUUCAUUGUAUUGCCGAUUAAGGUUGGGCGGAGAAAAGAAUAAAACAAAAACAGUAAAAAACAAUGAAUCACAAGUGAAAUGGCAGGAAUUAUUUUGUUUAAAUUUGUUUGAAGAUAAUAUUCUGGAGUUAUCAGUAUGGGAUAAAGACACCUGCUUAGGUAGAACCCAUGUUGAUUUAUCAGAAAUGGAAAAAGAGAGGACACACAAAAUGCGAAUCAACUUGUCAAGUGAAGUGGGGAACUCGACGUUACAAAUAUUUAUUUUGCUAACAAUAAGUGGGAUCUCCCUAGCGAACACACUUAUGGAUCUCGAUGAUUAUCAAGAAACUCAAAAGCAACUCGCCAGGGCUAAGAAGAAAUUUGCAUGGUAUAGUGUCAAAAAUAAAUUAAACAAUGUUGGAAGCCUCAUGGUAAUUGUUUAUGGUGCUAAGGGAGUGGCAAGCCAAGAGUGUUGCUGUGUACUUGAAUUGGAUAACGUACGACUUCAGACGCACACAGAAUUUAAAACAAAUGAACCGAACUGGAUGAAAAUAUUUACUUUUGACAUAACUGACGUUACAUCAAUAUUAGACAUCACAGUCUUUGACGAGAAGAAAACCGAAGAAAUUGGGAAAAUCUCAAUACCUUUACAUAGAAUUAACAGUGGGGAAAAGAAAUGGUACGCUCUUAAAGAUGCAAAUUUAAGAGACAGAGCUCGCGGGAAUAAUCCGAGGAUAUUAGUUGAAAUGAUCCUCACUUGGAAUCUUGUCAGAGCUGCAAUUCGAGUAAUAAAUCUUAAAGAAAUUAAACUCUUGGCGACAAAAGACAAAUUAGACAGACAUAUAUUUGCGAGAAAUCUAGCAAGAGCUAAAAUUGUCCUGAACUGGUUCUUGAAUGCAUUGAAAGUUAUGAAGACAUUCCUAGAGUGGGAGUCGCAGAAGCUGAACUUCAUAUCACUGAUAAUAUGGUUACUGUUUUGUUGGUUCUUCAAAAUCUGGAUGCUACCACUCUUGCUACUAAUACCCUUCGCUUGGUACAGGCCUCCUAAAUACUUUCUCGUCAACUGGAAACAGGCCCUUCUAAAUAGGAGACCAGUUCAGGAUGUUGUAAAGAAGGAAGAGAAAAACCUUACACUUAGACAAAAAUUAAACAGCUUUCAAGAAAUGAUACAAACGGUGCAAAACUUUAUCGGCGAAUUUGCGAAUCUCGGUGAAAGUAUCAAAAACUUGUUCAACUUUACGGUGCCAUUUCUAAGCUGCACCGCCAUAUUUCUAAUCACGGCUAUCGCUUUCGUUAUGUUCAUGAUACCUACUAAAUACAUAUUUAUGAUUUGGGGUAUUCACAAGUUCACUAGAAAAAUACUUCGACCUAACAGAAUACCGAAUAAUGAAAUUCUCGAUCUGCUCUCAAGAGUACCUAAUGAUGAAAUACUGCUAAAUUGUGAAGAAAUUCCAUUGGAAGAGGUUUUGGAUGAAGAUGAGAUAAAAUAA